AGAAAAAUGUAUUGUAUAACGCAAAUUCUAUUUGUGUACACGAGUAAUAACUUCAUUUAUUUACUAAUAAUACCUACUUGUAAAAUUAUAUUAUGCACUAUUGUAAAAUCAUAUUAUUAAUAUUAUUAUAUGGAUACAGCUUUACAGAACGGAGCUUUAUGGACUUGACAUCAGUAGAAAUUUCGUUCGCUAUUUAAUUCUAUACGAAUAAGUAAAUUGCAAGAGAAUUUAGUUAUGUGGUGACAAUAAUUGAUUAAAAUGACUUGGUAGCAGUUGUAAGUGCAGAAUUUGUACGCUGUGUGGUCGAAUAAGCGACGAGGCACCGUAGCGGCAGCUGGCCGCCAUGAACCGGUAUGUGGUGUUACAGCAACUCGGCGACGGCACGUACGGGUCAGUGGUGCUCGCACAGCGACGAACACCAGCGAGAAAGGUGGCCAUCAAGCGCAUGAAACGCAAAUACUAUUCUUGGGACGAAGCGAUGAAUUUGCGUGAGGUUAAAUCUUUAAAGAAGCUUAAUCACGCUAACAUUGUCAAACUACGAGAAGUCAUACGCGAGAAUGACACUUUAUACUUUGUAUUCGAGUACAUGCGCGGCAAUUUGUACCAAUUGAUACGCGACGCGGAGCGACCAUUUCCUGAGCCGGUGCUGCGCAAUAUCAUAUACCAAGUGUUACAGGGCCUUGCGCACAUGCAUCGACAUGGUUUCUUCCACCGAGAUCUGAAGCCCGAGAAUUUGUUGUGUUGUGGUCCCGAAUUGGUGAAGAUCGCUGAUCUGGGUUUGGCGCGCGAGGUACGCUCGCGGCCGCCCUACACAGACUAUGUCUCGACGCGUUGGUACCGCGCUCCCGAGGUACUGCUACACGAUACGCGCUAUGGCGCGCCCAUUGACUUGUGGGCGCUCGGCUGUAUCACUGCCGAACUCUAGUGUCGUCCGCUGUUUCCCGGCAACUCUGAAAUCGAUCAGUUGCACAAAAUCUGCGCGAUCCUGGGCACGCCCGACCGCGACGACUGGCCCGAAGGUUACACGUUGGCGGAAGCGCUGCGCUUCCGGUUCCCGACGAGCGCGGGCGUGCCGCUGGGGCGAGUGGUGGCAGCAGCCUCACCGCCCGCGUUGGCUCUGCUCGCUGCGCUGCUCCGGUACCCGUCGCGCGACCGCCCCACGGCUCCGCAGGCAUUACGAUUUCCAUAUUUUGCCAUCGGUGCGGCCCUUGGGGUGCCGCCGCCUGCGUCGCGCGCUCGACGCACCGUUUCAGUAGAUCACAGACGAGGACAACACACAGGCGACGGCGCUUUGGAUAGGCUCGCCGCACACUCGGAGAAGAGCGGUGCCCGCUGCGAGUCUGAUCUCGCGUUUUUGGGCGCCGCGGCCGUCGCGGCGGGUUCACCGGCGGUUGUGGCGGCCGCUCCGCUCGCUGCUCCGCCGCCACUUCACGAUCGUUUUGCUGACAUUCUGG
This is a messenger RNA of Manduca sexta (tobacco hornworm), 1454 nucleotides long. RefSeq names its product serine/threonine-protein kinase MAK-like. Gene Ontology annotation, cellular component: cilium; cytoplasm; nucleus. Gene Ontology annotation, biological process: intraciliary transport; protein phosphorylation; intracellular signal transduction. NCBI's taxonomy places the organism in Eukaryota, Metazoa, Arthropoda, Insecta, Lepidoptera, Sphingidae. Gene Ontology annotation, molecular function: ATP binding; protein serine/threonine kinase activity. The record is from RefSeq and is a predicted model, not a curated record.